Messenger RNA from Symphalangus syndactylus (siamang), 2545 nucleotides. It is a transcript of the gene OTX2, whose product is annotated as orthodenticle homeobox 2. Gene Ontology annotation, cellular component: nucleus. Gene Ontology annotation, biological process: multicellular organism development; regulation of transcription by RNA polymerase II. Gene Ontology annotation, molecular function: DNA-binding transcription factor activity, RNA polymerase II-specific; RNA polymerase II cis-regulatory region sequence-specific DNA binding. NCBI's taxonomy places the organism in Eukaryota, Metazoa, Chordata, Mammalia, Primates, Hylobatidae. The record is from RefSeq and is a predicted model, not a curated record.
CAUAAAGUCUGUAUUGUAGGAGCAACUAAAUUAGUUUUACUGAGGAUAAUACAAACUCCUCCAAGAAAGACAUUUAUAAAAUUAUAUUAAAAUAGAUCUUAGGGUAGAAAAGCAUGACUUUUGUGCUCUGAAUUUAAAUCAGAAAGAAGUUGCAGUUACUGAGUUUCAUUUAUGGACUUUUAUGCCUUGCUGUCUUAAGCAACGUAAAUAUGAAAACCCGGAGUCCUUUAAACUCAGUAAGACCUUUAUCUUGUAUCCGCCAUUUUGAAGCAAUCUCUCAUGGUGUCAAAGUUUCAAAGUAGAGAUCCUUGCAUAUAAGUGCCACAUUUUAGGAAAAUAAAGGCCAGACUUGCAAACUGCCAGUCUAUAUUAACAUCUACUUUGAAUCUCUUUGCUGGGGUGGAGUGGGGGAGCUCAGCUGAGGAAAGUAAAUAACUUUUCUUUUUCUUCCUUUCUUUUCCCCCUUGAGCUCUUUUUCUUAUAGGAUUGUAGGAAACUUGAAAGUUCCACUGCUCCAAACCCACCCACCGAGGACUCUGAACCUGUCCACCCCGGGCGCAUCAAGAUCUUCCAGCUGGGUACCCCCGAUUUGGGCCGACUUUGCACCUCCAAACAACCUUAGCAUGAUGUCUUAUCUUAAGCAACCGCCUUACGCAGUCAAUGGGCUGAGUCUGACCACUUCGGGUAUGGACUUGCUGCACCCUUCCGUGGGCUACCCGGGGCCCUGGGCUUCUUGUCCCGCAGCCACCCCCCGGAAACAGCGCCGGGAGAGGACGACGUUCACUCGGGCGCAGCUAGAUGUGCUGGAAGCACUGUUUGCCAAGACCCGGUACCCAGACAUCUUCAUGCGAGAGGAGGUGGCACUGAAAAUCAACUUGCCCGAGUCCAGGGUGCAGGUAUGGUUUAAGAAUCGAAGAGCUAAGUGCCGCCAACAACAGCAACAGCAGCAGAAUGGAGGUCAAAACAAAGUGAGACCUGCCAAAAAGAAGACAUCUCCAGCUCGGGAAGUGAGUUCAGAGAGUGGAACAAGUGGCCAAUUCACUCCCCCUUCUAGCACCUCAGUCCCGACCAUUGCCAGCAGCAGUGCUCCUGUGUCUAUCUGGAGCCCAGCUUCCAUCUCCCCACUGUCAGAUCCCUUGUCCACCUCCUCUUCCUGCAUGCAGAGGUCCUAUCCCAUGACUUACACUCAGGCUUCAGGUUAUAGUCAAGGAUAUGCUGGCUCAACUUCCUACUUUGGGGGCAUGGACUGUGGAUCAUAUUUGACCCCUAUGCAUCACCAGCUUCCCGGACCAGGGGCCACACUCAGUCCCAUGGGUACCAAUGCAGUCACCAGCCAUCUCAAUCAGUCCCCAGCUUCUCUUUCCACCCAGGGAUAUGGAGCUUCAAGCUUGGGUUUUAACUCAACCACUGAUUGCUUGGAUUAUAAGGACCAAACUGCCUCCUGGAAGCUUAACUUCAAUGCUGACUGCUUGGAUUAUAAAGAUCAGACAUCCUCGUGGAAAUUCCAGGUUUUGUGAAGACAUGUAGAACCUCUUAUUGUGGGUGAUUUUUAAAUAUACUGGGCUGGACGUUCCAGUUUUAGCCAGGCAUUGGUUAAAAGAGUUAGAUGGGAUGAUGCUCAGACUCAUCUGAUCAAAGUUCCGAGAGGCAUAGAAGGAAAAACGAAGGGCCUUAGAGGGGCCUACCAACCAGCAACCCGAAAUGGACAAACCAAUCUACUUAAGAUCCUGUCAUAGUUUUAGAUCAUUGGUUAUCCUGAUUUGCAAAGUGAUCAAAAGCAUUCUAGCCAUGUGCAACUAAACACCACCAAAAAUAAAAUCAAACAAAACUAAGUUGUGAAGGAAGGGAGGGAAGGUCAUAGCCUUCUUAAGCAGAGGUGUUCCAAUGUUUUAGCCAAUCCUUGGUUGAAUCUUAGGAAUGAACAGUGUCUCAAGCUCAUUCACGUUUCAUGACCAACUGGUAGUUGGCACUGAAAAAACUUUUCAGGGCUGUGUGAAUUGUGUGACUGAUUGUCCUAGAUGCACUACUUUAUUUAAAAAAUAAUGUUCAUAAGGAGUCAAUAUGUAGUUUAAGAGACAAUCAGUGUGUGUCUUAUAAAUGGUACAUCUGUGGUUUUUAAUCUGUGCUAGACUUCAAAACUGUGAUCUCCUGUUAUUGUAUGCAACCUUGAACUCCACCUCUGCAGGGGUUCUUCUGUGAUUAAAUAGGUUAUAAUUAUAAGCAAAAUUCAGAGCAACUGAGUACUGAUCUAAAAAGAUUACCUUUGGCUGGAGGUGAGCUGCACUGAAACUUUACGACAAAAUGUCUCUGGACAAGGAGAGUCAGAGAAGAGAAGCAAAAGGACACUAAUUCAUCUGUAAUUUACUGUUGGUAAGCCUAGCAGUAAAGAGACAUUGGUCAAUUGCUCUGACCCUGAUGAAUUAUUAAACUGAGAUCAUUGUCGUUUAUGCUUGCAGAUGUUAACUGGAAAAGUUAUAUAUGCAUAAACCUUUUCUUCCUGGAUUUGGCAGAUAUGUAUAAUUAUAUUAAAAUGGUUCUAGCACAA